Papaver somniferum (opium poppy) is the source of this 1200-nucleotide messenger RNA. RefSeq names its product epoxide hydrolase 4-like. NCBI's taxonomy places the organism in Eukaryota, Viridiplantae, Streptophyta, Magnoliopsida, Ranunculales, Papaveraceae. Bases 24 to 938 code for a protein of 304 amino acids. The transcript has 4 exons. The record is from RefSeq and is a predicted model, not a curated record.
UUCUCACUUAGAAGCAAGCAGUCAUGGCAACAUCCUCCUCUUGGUUCAGUCUUGUAUCCAUGUAUGAAUCUCAUCUAAGAAACACAUUCACUUCCUCCGGUCUCACUCCGAAAUCCAUCAACAUCGAUUCUGAUACCAAUAUCCAUUAUUGGUCACCAAUACACCCAGUAACACUACCAACACUAGUCCUGCUCCACGGUUUUGGAGGCAACUCGCUUUGGCAAUGGAGUAAGCAAGUUCAACAUCUCUCAACCCAUUUCACUUUGUACGUCCCCGACCUUAUAUUUUUCGGCAAGUCUGUAACGAAAUCUUCAGAGCGUACGGAAAUUUUUCAAGCGGAAUCGAUUGGGAAAUUACUUGAGUUGUUGGGUGUUACGACAUAUUCGGUUAUGGGUACAAGUUAUGGUGGUUUUGUUGCUUAUCAUAUGGCUAGACUAUGGCCUGACAGAGUCGAGAAAGUAGUUAUAGCCAAUUCGGCUUUAAAUAUCACGUCAAAAGAGGUUGAACAGUUGCUAAAAGAAGCAAAGAUUGAGAAUAUUGAAAGUGUGUUCAUGCCGUCAUCGCCUGCUGAGUUACUAACUUGUAUCCGAUUAAUUCAUAAGCAGUUACCGAUUUACAUACCGGAGUUUUUGCUGAAUGAUUUUCUUAAUAAUUUGUGUAAUGAAAACAGGAAGGAAAAAUUAGAGCUUCUCAAGGGAACCACAGUUGGGAAAGAGAAUACAAUAUCCAUUCUGCCUCUUAAACAGGAGGUGUUACUAAUAUGGGGGGAGAAUGACGCAAUAUUUCCAUUGGAGAAGGGUUAUGAGCUUAAAGAGCUUCUUGGAGAAAAAGCAAGAAUAGAAGUUAUGUUGAAAACAUCACAUACACCUCAGAUUGAAAACCCAAAGCAGUUCAACGACAUUGUAAUGAAGUUCUUGUUAGGGAACUCAUUUUCAUAAGUCAAUACAAAAGUGAUAGAAAACAUGCCAAUGUGGUGGUAUGUUUCGACAGUCCACUUUCCAAGCGAUACCUAUUCAUCCAGACGGAUUUCGAAAGCACGUGCACCAUGUGACGACUCCAUUCAAUAGGAGGAUAUAAGUCAUAUGUAUGCCAGUUUGUAUUAUUUUCCUGUUCCAAUAUAAUGCCAUGGUUGUUCGGUCUACAGCCGGGUGGGUAAUACUACAAUUGCAUUUAAAUAUGAAGUGAAUAAUUCUAUAAUUG